Molecule: messenger RNA, 4758 nt
Organism: Vicugna pacos (alpaca)
Lineage: Eukaryota; Metazoa; Chordata; Mammalia; Artiodactyla; Camelidae
Gene: ATP6V0A2
Product: ATPase H+ transporting V0 subunit a2
Biological process (GO): proton transmembrane transport; vacuolar acidification
Cellular component (GO): vacuolar proton-transporting V-type ATPase, V0 domain; plasma membrane; vacuolar proton-transporting V-type ATPase complex
Molecular function (GO): proton-transporting ATPase activity, rotational mechanism; ATPase binding
Source: RefSeq, a predicted model, not a curated record
CAUGUGCCUGGCGCAGCUCUUCCUGCAGUCGGGCACGGCCUACGAGUGCCUCAGCGCGCUGGGCGAGAAGGGCCUGGUCCAGUUCCGAGACCUCAACCAGAAUGUGAGUUCUUUCCAAAGAAAAUUUGUUGGUGAGGUGAAGAGGUGUGAAGAACUAGAGCGAAUAUUGGCAUAUUUGGUGCAGGAAAUCAAUAGAGCGCAUAUUCCCCUUCCUGAGGGAGAGACCAGUCCUCCUGCACCGCCUCUUAAACAAGUUCUCGAAAUGCAGGAGCAGUUGCAAAAGCUGGAGGUUGAAUUGCGAGAAGUCACUAAGAACAAAGAGAAACUGAGGAAGAACCUGCUUGAGCUGAUCGAGUACACCCACAUGCUGAGAGUGACCAAAACCUUCGUCAGACGCACCGUGGAGUUUGAACCCACUUAUGAAGAAUUCCCUCCCUUGGAGAAUGAUUCUUUGUUGGACUACAGCUGUAUGCAGAGGCUGGGAGCAAAACUGGGAUUUGUAUCUGGCCUAAUUAACCAAGGAAAAGUUGAAGCAUUCGAAAAAAUGUUGUGGAGGGUCUGUAAAGGGUACACCAUUGUGACCUAUGCAGAGCUGGAGGAACCCCUCGAAGACCCUGAAACAGGAGAAGUCAUAAAAUGGUACGUGUUUUUAAUAUCCUUUUGGGGAGAGCAGAUUGGUCACAAGGUUAAGAAGAUAUGUGAUUGUUACCACUGCCACGUGUACCCCUAUCCAAAUACUGCUGAGGAGCGGAGGGAGAUCCAGGAGGGGCUCAGCACCCGGAUUCAAGAUCUCUACACUGUGCUUCACAAAACCGAGGACUAUUUAAGGCAAGUACUGUGUAAAGCCGCCGAGUCGGUCUACAGCCGCGUCAUCCAGGUGAAGAAGAUGAAAGCCAUUUACCACAUGCUGAACAUGUGCAGCUUCGACGUGACCAACAAGUGCCUCAUCGCGGAGGUCUGGUGUCCCGAGGCCGAGCUGCACCAGCUGCGCCGGGCGCUGGAGGAGGGCUCGAGAGAGAGCGGUGCUGCUCUCCCCUCGUUCAUGAACACCAUCCCCACAAAAGAAACACCCCCGACCCUGAUCCGCACCAACAAAUUCACCGAGGGGUUUCAGAACAUCGUGGAUGCCUACGGAGUUGGGAGCUACCGAGAAGUGAACCCAGCUCUCUUCACCAUCAUCACUUUCCCCUUCUUAUUUGCCGUGAUGUUUGGAGACCUUGGACAUGGCUUUGUGAUGUUCUUAUUUGCCCUCUUGUUGGUGUUAAAUGAAAAUCAUCCCAGACUAAAUCAGUCACAAGAGAUCAUGCGGAUGUUUUUCAACGGCCGCUACAUCCUGCUUCUGAUGGGGCUGUUCUCAGUGUACACGGGCCUCAUUUACAACGACUGCUUUUCCAAGUGUGUCAACCUCUUCGGCUCCAGGUGGAACGUGUCCGCCAUGUACAGCUCCAGCCACAGCCCGGAGGAGCGGAGGAAGAUGGUGCUUUGGAAUGACAGCGUCAUCAGGCACAACAGGGUUUUGCAGCUGGAUCCAAGUAUUCCUGGAGUGUUCCAAGGCCCGUAUCCUCUUGGCAUCGAUCCUGUUUGGAACUUGGCCACAAAUCGUCUCACUUUUCUAAACUCUUUCAAAAUGAAAAUGUCUGUGAUUUUAGGAAUUAUUCACAUGACUUUUGGCGUAAUUCUGGGAAUAUUUAACCACUUGCAUUUCAGGAAGAAGUUCAGUAUUUACUUGGUUUCCAUCCCAGAACUUCUCUUCAUGCUCUGCAUCUUUGGAUACCUUAUAUUUAUGAUUGUCUAUAAAUGGCUGGUUUUUUCAGCAGAAACCUCCAGAGUUGCUCCUAGCAUUCUGAUUGAAUUUAUUAACAUGUUUUUAUUCCCGGCCAGUGAAACAGAUGGUCUUUACCCAGGGCAGGAGCACGUCCAGAGGCUGCUGCUGGUCGUCACCGCUCUGUCCGUCCCCGUGCUUUUCUUGGGAAAACCACUCUUCUUGCUGUGGCUUCACAACGGGUGCAGUUGCUUUGGGGUCAGCAGGAGUGGUUACACGCUUGUAAGGAAAGACAGCGAGGAAGAAGUUUCUCUGUUGGGAAGCCAAGACAUAGAAGGGGGAAGCAACCAGAUGGAAGAUGGGUAUAGAGAAGUGACGUGCGAAGAGUUUAACUUUGGAGAAAUAUUAAUGACCCAAGUCAUUCAUUCCAUCGAGUACUGUCUGGGCUGCAUCUCCAACACCGCUUCGUACCUGAGGCUCUGGGCUCUCAGUCUGGCUCACGCACAGUUAUCUGAUGUCCUGUGGACCAUGCUGAUGCGUGUCGGCCUCCGAGUAGACACAACUUACGGGGUCUUGCUGCUGCUCCCGAUGGUGGCCCUCUUUGCAGUUUUGACAAUUUUCAUCCUUUUGCUGAUGGAAGGACUUUCUGCAUUUCUUCACGCCGUACGCCUCCACUGGGUAGAAUUUCAGAACAAGUUCUACGUUGGUGCAGGCACCAAAUUUGUUCCUUUCUCAUUCAGAUUACUGUCUUUGAAGUUCAGUGACGACGUGGCAUAAUCAGAUUUCUGUAUCCAGCAAGCUUUCAGAUGUCAUGUUGCAGAAUUUCACUUCUGUUAAAUUGACAGUAGGAAGAACUCCAUCUUCAUUGAUUGCCUUAUGAGCUAGCCAGACAAUUCUGUGAGAUAUACCUCUUCCUCUUACGUGAGAGAUUUUGUGAAGUUUGUCAGUUUCAGAUACAUAAAUUUCUUUCAGUUUUUAUGAUGAGCAAAUGUAAGUUAAUGCCAAAAGUUACGUUAAAAGUUAUUUUUAAAAAUACAGGCUUCGGGGAGAGAAGCCAAUUUGGAAUGGCUAAUUGAAGAUGGUCUUAGAUACUUGAUUCCUUUUCACAUUAUUAAAAAAAAAACAGUUAGUCUGUCACCUGAAGUUGUCAGAGAAAUAUUUUCCAAUAGCUGAAAUUAAGUAGUUUUUUUAAAAAAUUUGAUGGUGGAUAAUCAAAAAGAUUCACAUCUAUUUUGCCUGACUAAAAGUAUGCAGACUUUUUACAUUGUAUGCUAUCUAGAAUUACAAGUAGAAUUGUUUCUACAGUUUUGUCUUGUUUUAAUAAUUGGAGAAAAUGGGAUAAAAUAACAUAGAACAAAUGGUUAUCCCACUUGCAUAUUUUUUUAAAGACCCUUACCCUGUUAUACUGACAUAAAACCAAUUAUAAUUGUAUGUUUGGGAAGAUAAACUGUGUACUGAGCCUUAAAACCCAGUGUUACUGUACAACAUAUAAUAUGGAUAUGAUUUGAACUUAGUGACCAGCUUGGCUAGUGUUACUGAACCAAAAGGGGUUUAUACUGAGUGAAGGAGAGGUUAAAAAAAAGUAGUAUUUUGUAUAUUUUUAUAAUAAAAUGUAAAUUAAGAUAUUUUACCAUGAAGAGAUUGCACCUGUCCUUGAGAACAGUAUAAUUAUAUGAUUUCCCUUUCAGACUAAUUCUAAAUAAAAGUCUCAUAAAGGCAUUUGAACUUUUAAAAACUUUAGUUCAGUUGAAAACCAAUUCUUACUAAGCCAUUAAUUUAUAACCUUUAGUUUAAAUUCAUCUUUUCACUUGAGUCAAUCUUACUGAACAUUUUGACCUAUUCUCUGUUCUGAUAAAUUAUGUUCAUUUUUCAUAUUUUACUAUAAUUGGUUUUAGAUAAUUAUUUUUAAAAAGAAAUUAUUUUUACUUUCCUGACAAUUUUGAGUAACACACAUGAAAAGGCCGCUUGUCCCCCUACUGCUUCACCCUGGCUGGUGGUAGGGGGUUAGGGUUUUCAUUACAGGCUAAGAUCAUGUGGCCCUGAAUUUAAGCUUGUCUUUUCAGGUAAUUUCAAGGCCUAUUUGCUGAGAGGCGUGAACUCAACAUCAUGACAUAACUGUGACUCUGACAUUAAACCUUUUUAAUUGUAGUAAAGACUCCAUGCUACUUCUCCAUGAGAUGUGAACCCAAAGCCCGUUUGGGAUUACUGGGUUUUGUCCUUUGUGUUAAAAUUUCAAGCAUAAAACAAUGCUGGUGAAACUCUUGAAAACGAUUCUGCCCUCAGAGUUAAGUUUCCCCAGAAAGGUGUAAUGUUGGAUGCUUUUGUUGGGUGAAUAAUGCCUUCCGGGCAAACUUGUCCCUCAUAAUUUCCUAUUUUUAUUACUUUACUCCAAGGGUCUGUUGUAAUAAAAUGGUAACUAAUUUAUCCCUAGGAAACCCAUAAUCUCACUGCUAACUGGCUAGUAAACAAGAGGCAUACAGUAUCUGCUAGAAUUUUUUACUGCCCCUGCUGGAAAUUGUCACGGGGGACACUUUUUAAUUCCAGUGAAUGCCUCCAUCAGGGUAUAGAACAGAGUGAAGGGUCAUUUUUCAAUUGAAAACUAUGUAGUGGUUAUGUAGGAUGUAAUGACAUAAAAAACGAAUUAUUAGCCUUGACUUUAGUGAAAGAAUUCUCUAGAAUUAUAGUUUGAUGGUAUCUUUUAGGCACCAGGGUGAAUUUUAUUUCUCUAUAAAGCUCCUGGUUCCGAGGUCAUGUUACCAGAGCAGUUGCUCUGUUUUGUUUGUAAGCUGUUUGGUAGAACUGUUGUACAUUCAGCUUUUAAGAUAUAACCUCAUUCCCUUGAUAGCAAAUAUCCAGAGGGAAAAUUAAUGGUCAGUUGUCUGGAUAAUGCUAAAUAUCUUUAUUUUCCUAACUCAAAAUGUCACAAUUGUCACGUUUCCCAGUUUUCAUUCACGUGUUCAGCCUCAAAUAAAAAUCCAAGGAAUUUCUUCAGUAAA